AUGGGUACAAACCAGUACCCAGAAAGUACAGGCAGAUGCCCAUACCUGAAGCACUCGAAACUGCCAAACAGAGGCUCCAAGCCUUGCCUAAAGAGAUACACAAGGGAGAAUGAAUCCAGAAGGAUUAACCGGCUCUUCUCCACUCAACCAGACCAAAUGAACCAGCUGCUACAAAGUGGGACUCAUCCAGAAGGAUCCAUCAAAGGGUCAAGUCCCACCCAACUACCGACCUGCCUCUCCACAACAUGGAAGCUCAUGCAGCUCCACACUCCCACCAACCUGUUCCUCCUUUCUCUUGCUGUCUCAGAUUUCCUUGUUGGACUGCUGCUGAUGCCCAUUAGAAUCCUGCUGACUGGAGGCUGCUGGAUUUUGGGAAGCCUCAUGUGUUCUCUCUUUAACUACACCUCUUUUCUCCUCACAUCUGCCUCAGUAGGAAACAUGGUGCUCAUAUCAGUUGACCGAUAUAUAGCCAUCUGUGACCCUUUGAGUUACCAUGUUAAAGUGACACAAAGAAGAGUUCAAAUCUGUAUCUGUCUGUGUUGGGGCUGCUCUGCAUUUUACAAUGGUGUGAUAAUGAAAGACCAUUUGAUAGAUCCAGACAGAUAUAACUCCUGUUAUGGGGAGUGUGUACUUUGGGUUGAUUUUCUUGUACAAGCUUUUGAUGUCGUAUUCACAUUUCUUACUCCUGUUACAGUUAUUAUAGUUCUGUACAUGAGAGUGUUUGUGGUGGCUGUGUCUCAGGCUCGGGCCAUGAGGUCUCAAACUGCAGCUGUCAGGAUACAAGGUUCAGUUCGCAUAACUGCUAAGAAGUCUGAGAGAAAAGCAGCUACAGUUCUUGGUGUUGUUGUAAUUGUGUUUAUAUUUAGCUUCUGUCCUUAUUUCUAUCCAGCUUUGGCAGGACUGAAUUUUUCAUUCAAUGAUUUUCUUUCAGCAUUUGGGAUCUGGUUAUUUUAUUUUAAUUCAUGCCUGAAUCCACUUAUCUACGCUUUUUUCUAUCCCUGGUUUAGGAAGUGUCUUAAAUUCAUUCUAACACUACAAAUCUUGCAGCCCAGCUCCUGUGACAUUAACAUACUGUAGAUAUAAGAGCUGCAAAUUAGCUAACAAAAUGUUGCUGUUCAUAUUUUGAAUAAAUUAAAGGAGAAAUGA
Messenger RNA from Xiphophorus couchianus (Monterrey platyfish), 1146 nucleotides. Its product is annotated as trace amine-associated receptor 13c-like. Gene Ontology annotation, molecular function: trace-amine receptor activity. NCBI's taxonomy places the organism in Eukaryota, Metazoa, Chordata, Actinopteri, Cyprinodontiformes, Poeciliidae. The transcript has 2 exons. Bases 1 to 1077 code for a protein of 358 amino acids. The record is from RefSeq and is a predicted model, not a curated record. Gene Ontology annotation, cellular component: membrane. Gene Ontology annotation, biological process: G protein-coupled receptor signaling pathway.